Acanthoscelides obtectus is the source of this 640-nucleotide messenger RNA. The record is from the annotation of a GenBank genome assembly. NCBI's taxonomy places the organism in Eukaryota, Metazoa, Arthropoda, Insecta, Coleoptera, Chrysomelidae.
AUGAUAACCAUAAUAUCUGACCCUCUUCUUAAUAUCCUAAAUACAUCUCUUAUAGAAGGAGAAUUUCCAGAAGCAUUAAAAUUUGCACUCGUAUUACCAAUCUAUAAAAAAGGCGAUCCUGAUGAUAUGAACAACUACCGUGCUAUUAGCUUACUGAUGAAUUUUUCAAAAAUCUUUGAAAUUGCUUAUAACAACCGUCUUACUAAUUUUUUCCACUCAAAUAAAUACUUCACCAAUAACCAACAUGGCUUCAUGAAAGGUAGAGGGAGGAUGUCUACCAAGUGGUACAAGCCCUCAAUGGAAUACUGAAAAAAUCUUGUAGCACCAGAACCUGUAGACAACGUAUAUGAAUUAUUUGUGACAUCAAUAAUUUCCCAUUAGUGGCAGAAAUUAUAAUCAACUAGGCUAAACCUGCGACUCCGCUAGUGUAUAGGUAAUUAUUUCACGUUACUGUGAGGAGAAUGAAAUUCAAUAUACGAGUACAAAGUGAUGCAAUAGUUACUUGAGCAAAUUUUUAUCCAACAUUUUGAUCCUGCAUAUUAGCCCUGACACAAAAGUCUCGAAACGGCUGUGUAUUUUCUCGGGUAAGGUAUUUUUAGAAAAGAUCAAGGUCAACGGUUAAAUUGACAUUGACCUUCAC